Girardinichthys multiradiatus is the source of this 2522-nucleotide messenger RNA. It is a transcript of the gene arrdc3b, whose product is annotated as arrestin domain containing 3b. The transcript has 8 exons. Gene Ontology annotation, biological process: protein transport. Gene Ontology annotation, cellular component: cytoplasm. NCBI's taxonomy places the organism in Eukaryota, Metazoa, Chordata, Actinopteri, Cyprinodontiformes, Goodeidae. Bases 292 to 1548 code for a protein of 418 amino acids. The record is from RefSeq and is a predicted model, not a curated record.
CUUUAAGAGCACAGCGGCUGCAUGCAGACAGCAGCAGAGCAGAGAGGCUGAGCUGGAGCUGAGAGCACACCCAGAGGAGGAGAGCUGCAGGAGGAGGAGAGCUGAAGCGGACCAUCAGCUGCCAGAUGAGCCAUCCCUGACAGCUGCAGACCCGGCUCUAUGCUGGGCACCCGCAGCUCCUGGCGCAUGAAUCUGUGCCGCACGGCUCCACUCACAACUUCUUCUCAAUAGACUAUUUUUUAUACAUUUUCCUACAUUUUUGUUUAUUGCUUUUUUAUAAGCAUUUCCAAUAUGGUGCUGGGCAAAGUUAAGGCCCUGGCGGUCUGCUUUGACUGCCUGAACGAUAACAACCUGCCCGUGUUCUCAGGGGGAGACCUGGUCUCCGGGAGGGUGGUGGUGGAGGUCACUGGGGAUGUGCGGGUGAGGAAGCUGGAGAUCACCGCUCGGGGGAUCGCCAAAGUCCGGUGGACGGAGUCGAGAAACGCCGGAGCCAACACGGCUUACACCCAGAACUACACGGAGGAGGUGGAAUACCUGCAUCACUGCGACACCUUGAUCGGAGAGGAGAGAGAUGAAGACGCUCUGGAGGAGGGCAUGACUGUUCUGCAUGCCGGCCUGCAUGAGUUCGCUUUCAGCUUCAACCUGCCUCAGAUGGCUCUGGCCACUUCGUUUGAAGGGAAGCAUGGCAGUGUGAGGUACUGGGUGAAAGCUGAGCUGCACCGGCCUUGGCUGCUGCCGGUGAAAAUCAAGAAGGAGUUCAUUGUGUUCGAACACAUUGACAUCAACACGCCCCUUCUGCUGGCCCCUCAGGCUGGAACAAAGGAGAAGACUCUGUGCUGCUGGUUCUGUGCGUCGGGUCCAAUUUCCCUCAGUGCCAAAAUAGAGCGAAAGGGCUACACACCAGGCGAGUCCAUCCAGAUCUUUGCCGAGGUGGAAAACUGCUCGUCCCGCGUCGUGGUGCCCAAAGCAGCGCUGUACCAGACACAGACCUUCUUUGCCAAGGGAAAGGGCAGGCAGAUACAGCAGUUGGUGUCUAACCUGCGAGGAGAACCUCUCCAGCAAGGGAAGAGCCAAAGCUGGGAGGGCAAGAUGCUUAAGAUCCCCCCGGUGUCCCCCUCCAUACUGGACUGUCCCAUUAUCAGAGUGGAGUACGCCCUCAUGGUGUACGUGGACAUUCCCGGUGGGUUAAACUUGUCGCUGUCGUUGCCGCUGGUCAUCGGCACCAUACCACUUCAUGCGUGUGCCACCCGCACCUCCAGCAUUAGCAGCAAUUGCAGCUCCGUGAGCUGGAUGGGCCUGUCGGAGAGACCUGAGGCUCCGCCAAGCUACAGCGAUCUGGCAAUAUCAGAGGCUCACAGGCGGAACUGUCUGCAGGGCUGUGAUAGGUCUGAUGGGGAGGGAGAGGACCAAGGAUCUGUGCUGACUUACAUCACAGAGUUCAGAUAUCUCCCCCCGCCACUCUACUCUGAGGUGGACCCUUAUCCUGACACGGUGGAAGUCUGUGGUUCUGCAGAUUUCAGGAGACCUGAUAUGUGUCCGUCCCGCUGAAAGGAUCCUACCCAAAUGCUGUUUGCAUGAACGAGACAGGAUCAUCCUCAGCUAGAACUCCACGUGACUUCUCAACAGUACGUGUCACUAUAGAUGUGGCUGGACCCUUGCUGACCUGAGGACAGCCAACUGAUGGAGUACAUGGUGACCCAUAGACAAGAUGGACCAGGGUUACAACCCUGAAAAAAAACAACAUUUCCUGUCCUCUGAAGGCGCCGUGAAAAACUGUCCUCCCACUGCUCAGAAGACGUCUCUACCUUCUUCAUGGAGAAGUUUGCAUAUGCCAUUCCAACUGUUUCCCUCUCAACGCUACAGGUCGACAUGCUUCAGUAGAUGUAAAGCCUGUAGGACUCUAAUGGCACAUCACGAAGACAGCUAUCUCCAGUGAAACGACGGCUGAGCUUAUGACUCAGGCCUGAAGGUGGACAUUGUCUCUUUUUAGGAGACAAGGUGAAAAUCACUGAGAUUCUCUGACUGAAACCAGAAACAGACGAUGACCAAAUGUGUCACUUCAACAACCUACUCAAGGGCUUUGACCUCAAGUUGAGUGUGAAUGUGUGCAUAUAUGUGUGUGUGGGUGUGUGUGUGGGUCGACCUAAACGUUAAGACAAAGCACAACUCGGACCAUCCAAGACACAGGUUGCCUGUUGGAUUCCGCUCUGAGAUGAAGAUUGUGUAGCUGCAGAUUCUUCAGACAGAUGUUAGAAAGCUUUGACUUUGCAAAGAAGAGCAAAAAAUAAAAGAUAAAUGUUUACAGAUAAUUAUAUCAGAUUAAGAAUGUUCAAACACAAUUUCUUCCACCUAAAAUUUCAGAUUACCAAGUGCAAUAUAUUUUUUAUAUUUGAGUUUUUUGCACUAGUUUUUCAUCUACUCUGUUGCUGUCUGUUCCAUUUCUGUACAUUAUAUAUUAUUGUCAUGAUCUUGUUGCUUCACGAUCAAUGUUGGAUUAAAUAAAAGGUUUAUUUUUAAAACAA